This is a messenger RNA of Gongylonema pulchrum, 318 nucleotides long. The record is from the annotation of a GenBank genome assembly. NCBI's taxonomy places the organism in Eukaryota, Metazoa, Nematoda, Chromadorea, Rhabditida, Gongylonematidae.
AUGACAUCAUCGAUCUGCUUCUGGAUAACGGUUCUUUACAGUUUCACAGUUGUUCGUUUCACAGCUGACAUCCAGCGAGUGCGCUCAUUCGCAUCCUAUCGACAAUUCGCAUUGGAUAUUUACGAAAAAAUCCUGGAAACAUCCACAGCACCGUAUAUCUAUUGCCAUAUGUUCAGCAUGAAUGGGUGCUCAACGUUUUGUGCACUAUGGGAUUUGCUGGAUACAGUGACAGAUUGCGAGGAAUUGAAAUCGAAAUUUAAGGGUCUGAUUUUUGACAGGUGUGCGCUUCAUCAUCAUCAUCAUCAGUUCAUUGCUUAG